Messenger RNA from Lodderomyces theae, 429 nucleotides. RefSeq lists its product as uncharacterized. The transcript has a single exon. The coding region runs from base 1 to 429 and encodes 142 amino acids. Lineage: Eukaryota; Fungi; Ascomycota; Pichiomycetes; Serinales; Debaryomycetaceae. The record is from RefSeq and is a predicted model, not a curated record.
AUGGAGCUCAAAUCAGCUCCAACAUAUUACGAAACAAAACGUCUACAACUGGACUAUAUCACCAAUCCAUUAAAGAACUCGUAUAAUGAGUUGAUUGGAAUCACUGGUACAACAGAGUCGUCAGAUACUGGCAUAUUGACUCAUAAGUCCAUCCUCCAGUUGAAUGCCGCCUGCAAGACUUUGAAAAGAACGAGAGAUGAGCUUGCUUCAUACAACCAUUUUGACUCUCCAGAGAUUCAGGAAAAAAUUGGAAGAAGAGAGAGGGAAAUGAGACUUGCAGUUUCCAAAAUCUUUGAUGAUCUAGAUCAUGCACAGCAAAGAAUAGACAGUGGCAGCAAAUGGUAUACAAGAAAGAAUGAACAGGUGGAACAAUUAAAGUCAAUCGGUAGUGGAUAUGUAACUCACAAAAGGGAGAGGACAGUAAAAUAA